Messenger RNA from Protomyces lactucae-debilis, 3279 nucleotides. RefSeq names its product P-loop containing nucleoside triphosphate hydrolase protein. Gene Ontology annotation, biological process: microtubule-based movement; mitotic spindle assembly. NCBI's taxonomy places the organism in Eukaryota, Fungi, Ascomycota, Taphrinomycetes, Taphrinales, Protomycetaceae. The record is from RefSeq and is a predicted model, not a curated record. Gene Ontology annotation, molecular function: ATP binding; microtubule binding; plus-end-directed microtubule motor activity. Gene Ontology annotation, cellular component: nucleus; spindle microtubule. The transcript has a single exon. Bases 1 to 3279 code for a protein of 1092 amino acids.
AUGUCUGGCAUGCGUCAGCCCUCAUCUUCUGCUGCAUCGCGUCCUGCUUCUCGCGCGUCGACGCAAGCUCCUGUGAGUGCGCCAGUGCAGCCGCCUACUCUCAAACGCGCCCAGGUGCCAUCUGUGCUUGCUUCGAGCACCUCCGUCAACACAGCCGCGAACAGCAACCACGCCAAAGAACAAAUCUCCUCAGAGACCAAUAUCCAAGUGGUCGUGCGUUGCCGAGAUCGCAAUGCUAGGGAACGCGCAGAGAACUCUGGCGUUAUUGUGUCGACCGUCGCUGAGCCACGCGGGAAAGCCAUCACCGUUCAAACCUCGCCUAGCACACUGUCCAACAAGACGUAUGCCUUUGAUCGUGUUUAUGGAGCAGAGGCAUCGCAGCAGAUGGUAUUUGAUGACACGGUGGAGCCCAUUGUAGAAGAAAUGCUUGGCGGAUACAACUGUACAAUCUUUGCUUAUGGACAAACAGGCACUGGAAAAACUUACACCAUGUCGGGAGAUAUGUCUGACUACUAUGGCAAAGUCACAGACGGCGCUGGUAUAAUUCCAAGAGCGCUCUAUCGCAUCUUCAAACAACUCGAUGCCGAGGGCGAUGAAUACAGUGUCAAAUGCUCCUUUAUUGAGCUCUACAAUGAAGAGCUGCGUGAUUUGCUUGCGAUUGAGGAAGACCGCAAGGUCAAAAUCUUUGACGACAAUGCCAAAAAGGGCGGUGUGGUGAUUAGCGGCAUGGAGGAGGUGGCAGUCCAGGAUGCCAUUACCGGUGUAAAGAUUCUUCAAGAAGGCAGCAAGCGCCGCGAGGUUGCAGCAACCAAGUGCAACGAGGCAUCAUCGCGCUCGCACUCGGUGUUCACCAUCACUGUCCACAUCAAGCAGACAACCGAUGGCGAAGACAUGUUGCGUGUUGGAAAGCUCAAUCUCGUCGAUUUAGCUGGCUCAGAAAAUGUCGGUCGCUCUGGUGCAGAGAACAAGCGCGCUCGUGAAGCAGGCAUGAUUAAUCAGUCGCUGCUGACGCUCGGCCGUGUCAUCAACGCGUUGGUAGACCGAUCCCAACACAUUCCUUACCGCGAAUCAAAGCUGACGCGGCUGCUGCAAGACUCUCUCGGUGGACGCACCAAGACUUGUAUCAUCGCGACGAUCUCGCCUGCCAAGAUCAACAUGGAUGAGACUGUUUCUACGCUGGACUAUGCAAGCCGUGCCAAGAGCAUUAAGAAUAAGCCACAAGUCAACCAGAUGAUGACCAAGAAGUCUCUCAUCAAGGACUAUAUCUUGGAGAUUGAGCGCCUAAAGGCAGAUCUCAACUCAACGAGGUCGAAGAAUGGUAUCUACAUGACUGAGGCGUCUCAUCUCGAUCUCGUCAAUGAGAAUGAGAGCAACAAGCUCUUGACAGAAGAGCAGCAACGAAAGAUUGAUGCUGUAGAAGGUCAGUUGCGCGCAGCCAAGGAGCAAUUUGAAGAGACAAUGGAGCAAUUCCUUUCUACACGCAAAGAGCUGGAAGGUACCACCAGGAUCCUCGGCGAGACAAAGGAGGUCCUCUCAUCUACCAAGAUCGAGCUACAACAAACGAGUACGGCACUCAGCAAGGAGACCAUCCUACGAAGGGCUCACCAGGAAUCAGAAGCCGCUAUCGACAAUGUAGCGAAAGGCUUGGUCGAGAAGCUUGAGGCAACAGUCAGGGAUGUACAUGGCUUGCACGACAAAGUUGGCCGCAAGCGUACCGUUGAAGAGCGCAACGCAGCACUCUGGGAGUCUGCUGGUGCCCAGAUUGCGCAUGCAGUGUCGCAGCUUGACAACAAACUGGAGACCUUUGCUCAGGGACAAAAGCAAUCUGCAGUUGUCAUUUGCAACCAGGUGACAAGCCUAGCGGUGCGAGAAAUGAAGCGUAUGACGGAAGGCCAAGCAUAUAUUUCUCAACGCGUGCAAGAGUACGAUGCUGUUCAAACGUCAACUGAAGCAACGCUUGAUGAAGCGCGUCAACGAAUGAAUGCCGUCUUGGACGAAAUUCGCGACCUGCGUGUGCACAUCAAGAGCCGUCUGGGUGAAGGCCUGGCUGGGCUGGGCAAAGCCGCUGAACGUAUUGCAGAUGAGAUUGCAACACGUCUCGGUGCCUUCCAGCAAGAGGUGCACGACAACUACUCUCAACUUGGCUCGGAUUUCAAGGCCAUCUUUGAUGCGACGCAAAAGCACAUGUCCGCUCAGGCAGAGGAGAUCAAGACUCUACGGGCGCAAGUGGCGGCAGCCAAUUCUACAACUGCUGAUCAAAUUCAAAUUGCCGCUAGACUUUUGCUGGAGCAGGAGCACGCCAAUGCAGACAAGACUGCUGAAGCUGAAGCACUGGCCCUGGCGCAGAUUGAAUCAUUGCUCAAAAAUGUUUCUCAACAGCGCGCAGAGCGCGAGCUUGCUGCGCAAGAGUCUUUCAAGCAGCGUGUUGCCUUAACAGCAGAGGCAAUCCACAAACACAGCACGUCUACAUCAGCUUCACUCGAUGAAUGGCUCACUUCAGAUGCCGACUUCAGUCGUCGCUUGCAGCAGGGCAAGGAAUCCAUCAAACGUUCUAUCGUGGAGUCCGCCAAGUCUGCGAAUGCGCGAACAGAGGCGAUUCAGCAGUCUACUCAUGCCAUCCAUGCAGAGACCGUCGCGUUAGUUGAUGCUGCGAUGAGCAAUGUCGACUCUCAAACACAAGCCCUUGAGGAGCAUGUGGCUGCUGCAAAGAAGUUGGGUGAACAACAUCACUCAAGCCACUUGUCUGCAGUUCAGUAUAUGCGUCAGAAUGUGGACAGUACGGCAGCGACAUUGGCAAGCGAGCUUGGUGAGGCCAAGUCGACUAUUGAGCAAGUCUCGCGCAACGUGGCCGACGAAGCAUCAGGUAUGGAUCCAGCAAUCACAGGAUUCUGUCAAUUUGCAGGCGAAGCGCACGGUCUGGUCAAACAAGCAGCUGCUACAGAGUUGCAGAAGGAUUUGCCGACACGGACGACACCCAAAAAGCAAAAGUACGUGUAUGCUACAUCUUGGCCGACAACUUUGCCACAUGCUCAGCUGUUGGGCGAGACCCAGGAAGCGGUAGAGACGCCACGGUUGGCGUUGGCACAGGUGGAUCCGAACGUUACCUCCCCGACCAUGGCGCGCGAGACUGCAGAAGUACCGGGUCAGCCCCAGCCGUUGCAGGCUGUGGCCUCAUCUAUUCCAGCACCCGUGAUGCAGAAGCAGGUGGUCAAUAUGGCUGCUGGUCAGGAGAAUGGUCGUGCGGUGAGGACGCGGAAGAGAAUGCUUGGCAGUAGCUAG